Molecule: messenger RNA, 2755 nt
Organism: Callorhinchus milii (elephant shark)
Lineage: Eukaryota; Metazoa; Chordata; Chondrichthyes; Chimaeriformes; Callorhinchidae
Gene: ccdc181
Product: coiled-coil domain containing 181
Exons: 8
Coding region: 42-1589 (515 amino acids)
Molecular function (GO): microtubule binding
Source: RefSeq, a predicted model, not a curated record
GCAGCAGCAGCAGCGCCAUGAACCGGACUUGUUAAGAUAAAAUGAGUGAAGAGAAUAGCGAUUCUUCACAAGCUGAAGAAUAUGAAGAUGACUUUGAGAAAGAUCUUGACUGGUUAAUCAAUGAAGAAGCUAGUAAUGGAAAUCUGGAGGCAGAUGAGGAAGAUGAAAAUUUUGAAACAAAAAUUGAUAAGGAGCUAGAAGAUGACGAAACGAAGGAAAAGGACAACUCGAAAGCUAAAAAACAAUGUGGAAAUUCUUCAAAAAGCCCAUGUGUAUUGAAUGAGGAUUUGAACAAGGUUGUAAAGCCAACUAAGGCAGAAACGGAUGGUGAUGAUAAUCAAUCUAAUGUGGAAAAGAGUAGUGACAGUUUAAUUGAAGAAUUCAAGCAGGAGUGCCAGCGGGAAGAUGAAGAGCUUAAUGAGGAAAUAAAACGCUAUAUAAUGGAAAAGAUUGAACAAGCCAACAAGCAACUUCAGAAUGAAGAUCCUGUGGAUCAAAAUCGAGAACGUAGACUGAAGUUUAAGGAGAAGUUAGUUGACUUGGAGGUACCGCCUCUGGAAUUUAGUGAGACUGAAAAAGAUAAUGAAGAUGUCACUGGUCGAAUGUCUGAAAUGUGCAUUUCUAAUAACGUACAAGAGGACAUUAGUUUCAAUAAUAAGAAUGAGAACAGUCCCAAAGACAAAAGAGUAUUGAUUGAAAAAGAUGGAAAAUUUGAACUCGUGAGUUUGUGGGAUUUAGAAAGUCAAGGUUUAUUACCUCAAAUUGCUGUUGCAUUCAGUGAGCUAGAUUGUAAACAGGAUUCUCCUCGAUCAAGCUCCAGUGGUUUUAGUUCAAUUAAUUCUAAAGGAAAUGAUCUUUCAGGGACAAAUGGUGAAGGUUUAUCAUCUCCAUUGGUUGAAUUUCUUCAUUCACCUAAACCACCACCUAAGGAUCGAUCAACUUCUGCAACGGAUAUACAAAAAAUUCAAAAUACUUUACCUCGAAGGGUGCAAUCUGCAAACUUUGUCUCAAGGCGUUAUCCCCUUUUAAUUACUCCACAACAAAAGGGUCUGAAUUGGAAAAGUCAACAAAAGAAGGAGCAGUUUAAGAAUGAGAAACAAGAAAUAAGAAGAACUGAGGAAGAGGAACGAAAGAGAGAGGAAAAUAAGAUGGCGUUUAAUGCCUGGCUUCUAAAAAAGAGACAGCAGAAGCUAGAGGAAAGGAGAAUCCAGUGUGCAAAGGAAAUGGAAAGAAAGAAUAUGAAGGCUUGCAGUGGCAAAAAGGAUUCUUAUUUCAUUGGUUCCUCACCAGAUGACCAUCAGGACCCAAACGAAGCAUUCGCCCUCUGGCUGAAGAGAAAACGGGAACAACAAAUCAGAGAAAAGCAAAUGGAAGCAAUGAGAAAGCAGGAACAAGAAUACAAUUUAAAAGCCCACGCAAAAGAAGAUUCUGAAAAGGCUUUUAAACAGUGGCUAAAAAGAAAAAAGAUUCAGAAACGUGCAGAGCAGUUGGCUGCAAAAGAACGGUCUCGGAGGUAUGUGAUGGAAGCUAGAGAAGCAAGAAGAAUGCAGGACAUACUAUACAGCAUUAACGGAGACAGGAGUACAUAAGAAAACAUAUAACAGAAAUCUUUGGGUACCGAGAGACCACUGCUUCCACAGAAUCCUUCUUGCAAAAUCUACUGACAAGAACUCAUGCCACCCUCGUAAUUUCUUGGGGGACUUUGUGGGCAAAUAUUUACUGAUCCCCAGAGUCAAGGCAAAAUUAAAGAAUAUUCAGUCAUUGUCACAUAUCGAAUAUUGAAUCCUGGCCUUCAGUGUUCAAGAAAGACCACUUGUUGGUACAUUUGUCAAACAGAGGCAGACAUUAACAAUGUGAUAAAUCACAUUAACGUCUGUAAAUUUACCAACAAAUGGAAAACAAUACUCGGUUUCUUCACAAAUAUUUAAAUGGAAAAGCAGCUAUGUUUUAAAAAAAAAUCCAUAGCUAUGUGGAGAUUUCUUUGCUAUCCCAUGAAACUUGCACAAUAAAAUGAUGUAAAAUACUGUCAAAUAAUUGCAGAACAAAUAGAACUAUUGCAGAUUUUUGNAAAAAAACAUAAGCAUUUGCUUAUUUCUAUCACUUUGCUUUCUUCUGUUUUAAUAAAAAUAAAUGUACAUUCAUUAUUAAAUAUUCAAAGACUUAAUAUUUAAAGUGAUUGUACUAUAUUUCCCAUUUGGAAUGAAUAUGUUCAUAAAUGUAUUUCAUUAAAAACAUGUAUCUGGUUGAACACAUAUAUAAUCUGUUAAAUAAAUACUUUGACUUAAUAACCGUAUGGAAACUUAUUUUAUACUUAAAACAAAAUGCUGCUAGGUAUUUAAAUUUCUGUUAAGUUAAGGUGGAUAUGAAAUCUAGGGAAAACAUAUCUAAGGCAAUAAUGAUCAAAAUAACAAAACUUAAAAUUGAACGAAAUUCAAAUUUAAUUUUGGGUGAGAUGCUAAACAGAGGUUCCAUCUACUCUUACCUUUAACAGGUAAACAUUAAGGAUUCCAUAGGACUAUUUGAAAAGAUGAAGGAGUUUCUGUCAGUGUCCUGGCUAACAAUCCCCCAAAUAAAAAAUAAUUCGCUUCAUGGCUGUUUGUGGGACUUUGCUGUGUGCAAAUUGGCUGCUGUGUUCACCAAAAUACAGUCACUCCAUUUUACAAUAUAUCCUGUGAAGUGCUUUGGGACUUUCUUGACGUGAUCAAAUGUAAAGAUUAUUAUUAAAUCAAUUGGAAAUUGAGUUUACAUUGUAUUC